Molecule: messenger RNA, 1105 nt
Organism: Mitosporidium daphniae
Lineage: Eukaryota; Fungi; Microsporidia
Exons: 1
Biological process (GO): chitin catabolic process; cell wall macromolecule catabolic process
Molecular function (GO): chitinase activity
Source: RefSeq, a predicted model, not a curated record
GCCUCCUUCAGCCCCAUCAACACCACAAGCGCCUCCUUCAGCCCCAUCAACACCACAAGCGCCUUCUUCAGCCCCAUCAACACCACAAGCACCUACCCCAGCCCCAUCAACUCCACAAGCACCCACCCCAGCCCCAGCCCCAGCCCCAUCAACACCAAAACCUACCGCAUCUGGAUCACCGCAGCCUCUUCCAGCAGCAUUACCGCAACCCCAACCCACUCAAAAGAACACUUCAGCAUCUGAUUCCUCUUCUAAGGUUAAUUCAACACAGAUACCAUCUUCUACUCCUGUUAAAGAAGCAGCUUCUCCCAUUAAGAACGCUGUAUCUGCAACAACUAACUCUACCAACAAUGCCACCACCUCAUCAACAGGAGCAAGUGUCGCAAACAACUCUACAAACAAUGUCACAAGCUCCUCAACAGGAGCAAGUGCAUCAAGCAAUUCAUCUGGCUCUUCAGGUAGUACCGCUGCUGUUACUCCUGGGGGAUCUGCUGGUUCCGAAGGAUCUAGCAAAGUUACUGCCACUGAACAAGAGUUUACUUCUGCUGUUUCUGCUUGCGGAUUUCCCCAGCCAUCUUCGGAAAAGUAUAAAGCAUUCAUUGCGGGUAUCCCUUUUUCAGCCAUUAACUCGAAACGAGAACUCGCCAUGUUCUUGGCCAAUGUCCUACAUGAAUCAGAUGGUCUCCAAGCCAAAUCUGAAAUUCAGUGUCAAGCCAACGGUUGUAAAGGCCAGUACGACGCUGCGGCAGAUGGUACCGUUUUCUUUGGACGUGGAUAUAUCCAAUUGACAUGGAAAGCAAAUUAUGCUGCAGCUUCUAAAGAUCUUUAUGGAGAUGAAAAGAUCUUGCUUUCGAACCCAAAUUCUGUUGCAACUGACGAAAAAGUAGCAUGGGCUACCGCUUUUUGGUACUGGAAAACAAGAGUACAUACUGCGCCUGGCGUAACGGAAGGAAAGUUUGGAGCUACUAUUAAGGCCAUUAAUGGCGCCCUCGAAUGCGGUGGCGGCAGAAAUCAAAAAGCCGUCCGUCGCUUUGAAAUGUAUUCUAAAAUUAUGAAAGCCUUUGGGAUCAACGAGACCCCUAUUGAAAGUGGCUGCUACAAUUGA